AUGUGUUUCAGCACACUCGCACUUCACACACCAUUUACCGAGAGUGAAUCCAACUCUCCCGCACAACCGCUCGCAGUUUUGUCAUCACAGCUUUUUGCUUCGGUUCCUGAAGCGAUCACUUCCGAAGGAUCCACCCGCAAGCGUGUCGGUCGGGCCUGCGAGGUUUGUCGUCGCAAGAAGGUCAAAUGCAACGGCCAGAAACCGUGCAGCCAGUGCAUUGCUUUCGCAGAAGAGUGCGACUACGUCGAAGUCAAGGAUCGCUCGGCCUACAGCAGGAGAUAUGUCGAAUCGCUCGAGGCCAGGCUGGCGUGCGUCGAGAAUAGCGUUGCCACCCUCUUGCAACGACAGGUACACGAGAGGACGCGCCAGAACUUGCAGCUUACUCAGACAAUGACAGGACAAGGCGAAACAGGAGCAAGGACAUUGCUCGAAUGGCAACGACAGGUCGAGCAGGUGGAUCAAGCAGCCGUACCUCGAGACAUUACCUCGGUCUGCAGGCCGGAAGCGAAUCUUGGCCUUGAACACUCUAGCGACCUCACUUCUCUCUCAGCAACGUAUCUGAUCGAACAAGCAAGUGCUACAUUACAACAUCAAGACUGUCAAUAUACUCCCUUUACUACGAGCUCUGGCCCGAUCCGCAUGCAAGCGUCACAGCAGGCUCAAGCCUUUCAGAAAGAUACCGAACUCUCGCAUGAAGUUGGUGCUGGACCGAUGCCCACCACGCUCCCCAUGGAAGCCGACUUUCUCGCUCUCCUUGAGUCUUACUCUCAACGCAUCUACCCUUUCUUCUCCAUCGCUGUGCCCUCCGAGGUGCACUCAGCCUGGAUCAGGAUCUCGUCGGCCGAUCACUCGCUCCACGUUCACUCCGCGUCCGAGCUUGCGCUGGUCUUCGCUGUCUUGGCUUGUGGCGCGCAGGCACUCCCCAUUAGCCACAUGUCCACACCCUCGGGGCACCUCAACAGCUCAACAGCGCCUCUGUCACGCUAUUCGUCGAACGAUCUCGACGCACACGCUCAAGCCUGGUCGAACAGCAUGAACGAGAUCGGUCCGCGACAUCCCUCAGAAGGAUCGAGACACGCUCAAGUCCACGCUCUCUUGUCGUUUCAUGCUGCUGGUCGAGGCGAUUCCAUGCUGGCCUUCGACUAUAUCAUCAAGGCUCGAAGCGUACCAGCCCUCUCUGCAUCAUCGCCAAGCGAUCGUCACACCGGCGAUGAACGGAUUAUGGCUUCGAUCCAGCUUCUCGAUCGCAUCAUCAGGUCCUCCUUGGGCAGGAUGGCAACUCAGCAGCAAAGCUUUGUGCAACUCCAGACCUGGGCACCCAUCUCGGAGAACUGCCCGGGCAUGGUCUCGGCACUGCACGUCCUCUCCACUCUGUGCAGCGAGAGCGGCUCGGUCGGACGCACGAUUUGCGACCUGCUAGAGCCCGGAUCCCCCGACAGCCCUGCAGAAGACCUCAAGACUGUUGUGCGAGACCGUGACUGCCUCCUUCUUGACUGGUACAGUGCUUUACCUCACCCCUACCGUUCUAUGCCGUCCCACACUUCCGACCCUACAUCGUCGAGCGCAGCGUGCAUCGCGUUUGUCUCUCUGCAAUACGAGCGGGUGCGCUUGCAUCUGGCGCUGCAGCACUUCGCGCGGCGCGCGACUGGUGGGGUCAGCAGGGCAGCAGACGAUGUAGAUCGCUGCGAUCUGGCGCGCUGCCUGCAUCUUUCCGGUGAGACGAUUCGAAAGUUUCCGAUUAUCGCCAAGUGCUUGCAGCCGAAUCCGUGGCUUGUGCUGUAUGCGCAGUGUCUGGGUGCCUCGGCUGCGUUUCUGGCGCUGACUGCUGUCCGAGAGCCCCAUUGCAAUGUGCGCGGGCUGCUGAUGGAUGUCGAGGUGGCAAUGGCUGGGUUGGAGCAGCUUGAAUACGGCGUGCAAGGGGUUGCGGAUGUUCGCACCAAGCUCGCCCGGCUCAUCAGCACGAUCAAGGCGCAAAGCGAGGAUUCACUCGACUCGAGGGCGAGCAAGAAGAGAGAAGCGGCAGAUGGUGGUGUCGGCGAAGGCGCCAGCGUGCGCAGCUCGGAUGUGGUCGACAAGAGGAUCCGAGCAGCUACGUUGCCGCAGGUCGGCUCGCAGCUCGCUGUUUCUCCUAUUCCUCGCGCCGAAACCGCACCUCCCGUGCCUCUCGAACAGCCGCCAGCUGCAACUUCGCUUUCUGCAUCCUCCGAUCAAGCUUCGUCCACAGCCAUGUCGAUGUUCUACCCGCCUGCUCCUGCACCUGCUGGCUCGUCCUCGGUGCCGUGGACCUCACACGACGACAGACAAGCCAGUGCGACCGAGAUAGGAACCUUCAACGCCUUCUGGAACUCUCCCUCGUCCAACGUUGGCUUUGCAUCCUCACAACAUCAGCAGCAGCAACACCAACAGCGGCAUCACAGCCCAGUGAUCCCGUCACAAUCCCAGGUACUGCCGUUCGAUCUUCAACAGCAACAGCAGCUCAUGGCAGGCCUGAUGGGUGACUACAUGCUUCAAGAUCAGCACCCUGGACGACAAGCUGGUUGA
Sporisorium graminicola is the source of this 2541-nucleotide messenger RNA. RefSeq lists its product as uncharacterized. The record is from RefSeq and is a predicted model, not a curated record. Gene Ontology annotation, molecular function: DNA-binding transcription factor activity, RNA polymerase II-specific; zinc ion binding. NCBI's taxonomy places the organism in Eukaryota, Fungi, Basidiomycota, Ustilaginomycetes, Ustilaginales, Ustilaginaceae. The transcript has a single exon. Gene Ontology annotation, biological process: regulation of DNA-templated transcription. The coding region runs from base 1 to 2541 and encodes 846 amino acids.